Molecule: messenger RNA, 3225 nt
Organism: Dioszegia hungarica
Lineage: Eukaryota; Fungi; Basidiomycota; Tremellomycetes; Tremellales; Bulleribasidiaceae
Product: ubiquitin elongating factor core-domain-containing protein
Exons: 12
Coding region: 1-3225 (1074 amino acids)
Biological process (GO): protein polyubiquitination
Cellular component (GO): cytoplasm; ubiquitin ligase complex; nucleus
Molecular function (GO): ubiquitin-ubiquitin ligase activity
Source: RefSeq, a predicted model, not a curated record
AUGCGCAUCAAGCGCUUGGCUCGGCUGGGAGCUCCUACCCCUCAGUCCACGCCGCCCGAUCAGGCUUCGGCUUCUGGGUCGACUCCGACCCCGACCCCUGCGCCGAAGCCCACUGCGACUCCAUCCCCUGUACCCAAGCAGCCGGCUGCCUCGACUUCUCGGCUCCCGACCGUCCGUCAGGUCUCCCCGGUCAAGCCGGCCCCCGCAACACCCAACAAGAAGCCAAAGCCACAGGUGCCCUACUCGCAAUGGGAGGAGCGGACCGUCGGGGAUGUCUUUGGCGUAGCACUGGAUCGAUCCACAGCGGAGCAGUCCGAAUGGCGCUUGUGCUGGCUCAAGGAGCUCGAAGCUGAGCUCAAGUCCGAAAGCUUGGAGCCUCGCACGACAUUGGAGAUGUCGGAUCGGCUUCUGAUCGCACGGCUUUCCCUUGACCCAGCAGCUAUGGCUCGGUCGGACGAUGCGGAUAUCAUGACCAUACUGGCUGGUAUGCCAUCGGAAGAGACGUCCUUCGAGUACCUCGUUGGCUGCUGGAAGCGUCUGGGCGCAGCCAAUAGGGCUUACAACCGACUGGGCUAUACCUCGACCGACUGGCCACAAGCGCUCGACAAGCUGCGCAGCUUGAUUAUCUCGUAUUGUGGGAUGAGCUUGGAGGAUCCGACAAUGUUCCCCCAGCCCGCCAACAAGCCCGUCGGACCCGCCGAAUUCCUCCCAAUCCUCCUUUCCAUUACCAACUCCAGCGAUACUCCCUCGACCAGCGCGCUGUCAUCCGAUGACGUCCUCCCUUUCCUUAAUGACCUGGCCAAUGGUCUUGCUGCUGAGCAAUUGCUCGAUACCAUCAGCCCCACCCUCUCGCUCCUGAUCCAGGAGUGGUUCCGCAUCACCCCAUCGCCGGAUCUCAUGGGCGACGAAUGGCGGCGGUAUGUGGGCGCAGUAGGGACUUUGACUCAGGUCAAGCAGAUCGCCGCAGCAAUGCCAACAUUACCCGUAUGGGCAUUCCCCAGCGCUACCGGAGCGGACAUUGAGUACAAGUCACUCCUCGGCCCGCUUAUCCGGCUCAGCGUGUACCCAAGAGAAUUUGCGUCAAUCUGGAAAGCCUACUUUGCGGAUCCGACGGAACGGAAGACCGGCGAUAUCGACGCCAACAAGGCGAAUCUUCAGUCAACUCUCGGAUCUCUGCAACAAUCUCUCUUCAACAUCUUUAAUGCCAUCAUCCGGGCAUCUCCAGAGUCUCGCGAGGGCGUUCUUGCAUACAUCACCCGUGUUGCCAAUCUCAACGACAAGCGGUCCGGGAUGCGCGUCGACCACCGCACCGUAGCUUCCGACGGGUUCAUGACCAACCUUCAGGUCGUGCUGCUCAAGCUCUUCGCACCAGUCAUGGACGCCUCAUUCUCCAAGAUCGAUAAAGUCGAUCCGGACUAUUAUCGCAAUGCGACGCGAUUCAACAUUACCGACGAGACCAAGGUCCGCGCAUCCAAGGAAGAGGCGGAUGCGCACUUUGCAGUUCCUAGCACUGGCCCUCCCAACUUCAUCUCGGACCUCUUCUUCUCACUUAACACCUACCACCACCUCGGACUGGUCAAGACCAUCAGUAACCGUCUUCGAGCCGAAAAGUCCAUGUCGGAAACGGAGAAGGAGCUGAAGCGGGCCGAGGCGUCCCGGUCGGACUGGGAAGGGAAUCCUGCUCUGCAAGCUCAAGGAGAGGCGGCUAUCACCAAGUUCAAAUCCGACGUCGCCACCCUGCACGCUUCCAUCCACGCAUACGAUACCCAACUUCUCGACCCUGCCCUCGUCCGGCAGACCGUCAGCUACCUUGGCUUCCUCAUGACCUGGCUCAUCCGCCUCGUGGAUCCCAAGAAGCAACAUCCGAACGUCCAGAUCUCACUCCCUCUUCCCGCCGAGGCCCCAGCACAGUUCAAGAUGCUCCCCGAGUACCUCUUUGACAAUAUCACCGAGUACUUUGACUUCCUCGGCCGCUACUCGCCCGACUCGCUCGACAAUGUCGACAAGGAUAUCCUCAUCACCUUCACCAUCACAUUCUUGUCGCCCAAUUACGUCAACAACCCAUUCCUCAAGGCAAAGCUGGUAUCGAUCCUUUCGGCUGGUUUGUACCCAGUGGGAUACCACCGCAAAGGGACGCUCUUUGAUAGAUUGUCCACUCACAGUCUAUCGCUGCAGUAUCUGAUGCCGACUCUGAUCGAUUUCUACAUUGCAGUGGAAGCCACUGGCGGUCAUUCUCAGUUCUGGGGUAAGCUAUAUCUUCUGUCCGCGCUGACAUCAGACAAAUUCACCUUCCGGAGGGAUAUUCAACACAUUUGGAAAAGCCUGUGGAGCAAUCCCCUACACCGAGAGGCCUUCGUACAGGUCUUGCAUGACGACAAGGAGCUCUAUAUACGUAUGGUCCAUAUGUUACUAGCGGAUACAACUUUCCACCUCGAGGAGUCCCUGUCAGGCCUGCAGAAGAUCAACUCGCUGUCGACCCAGCUCGCCGGUACUUCCCUCUCCGCCACGGAGAGAGAAGAGGCCACCAGUCAGCUCAGCCAAGCUGAAGGUUCUGCCCCCUUCCACACCCAACAAGGCUUGGGCAAUGUCGAGUUGAUCCGCGAUUUCACUUCCACCACGCCAAGUGCCUGGGUAGUAGGAGAGAUUGUCGACAGACUGGCGGCAUCACUCGAUGAGAACCUCUCCAACCUCGUCGGGCCAAAGAUGCAGGACCUCAAGGUCGCCCAGCCCGACAAGUUCUACUUCAAGCCCAAGCGGCUCCUCGCUGCGAUCGCCCAGAUCUACCUCAAUCUCGGCGAAGAGCCAGACUUUAUCCGCGCGGUAGCGAACGACGGUCGGAGUUACAGCAAGGAGCUUUUCGAGCGGUUCGCCCGGAUCUUGAAGAAUCGCGCGAUCAUGACGGGAGUGGAGGUGCAACAGGUCGAGGCGUUUAUCGGCAGGGUGGAGGUUGCGCGGGCGACUAUUGCGCUGGAGGACGAGGUGGAAGUGCCAGACGAAUACUUGGAUCCCCUUAUGGCAACAGGCAAGAAUCCCGUCAUCUUACCAACCUCCAAGAUCUCUAUCGACAGGGAUACGAUCAAAAGCGUGCUGCUGUCGAAGCCGCUCGACCCGUUCAACAACCAGCCUCUCAAGCUGGAGGACUGUUUGCCGGAUGUAGAGCUCAAGGCGAAGAUUGACGCGUGGUUAGCGUCGACGAGGUCUACAGGGAAGAUGGAGGUGGAUUGA